Messenger RNA from Phoenix dactylifera (date palm), 1521 nucleotides. Its product is annotated as DELLA protein RGL1-like. The record is from RefSeq and is a predicted model, not a curated record. Lineage: Eukaryota; Viridiplantae; Streptophyta; Magnoliopsida; Arecales; Arecaceae.
AUGGAUGACAUGCAGCUCGAUACGAUUUCUGCAGCAAUGCAGUCCCUGGACAAACCUUUGGCCCUGGAGACAGAGAUAGAGCAGCCACCGCUGCCUGAAAUCUCCGAGCUCCUUGGAUCGAAGGAGAAGCCAUCCCCGGCGACCAUCUCAUCAUUAGAGCUUCUGAACAACUACAGAUCUAGCCACGGUCGCCUGAGUGGAGAAAAGCUGAAUGAAGCAACUGACGGGGUCACCUACCCGACGGAAGGAGGUGAUGAGUUAUCGACGGAGGACUUCAUCAGAAUUGCUGCUGCCCAUUUUGUUCAGAUGUCAACCCAUAGAGAAAGUGAUCCUCGGCAUCCUGCUGGCUUCUUGUCUUUAGGCCUCACGAAUGAGGAAAUCAAGAACGUCGACCUCGCAAGCCUUCUUCUCGCCGCAGCGGAGAAGGUAAGCAACCAGCAAUAUGAUCGGGCUAGCAAUUUACUUCAGGAGUGUCGCAGGCUGUCAUCCGACACUGGCAAUCCAGUUCAGAGAGUUGUUUUCUACUUCGCAGAUGCAUUACAAGAAAGGAUCAAUAGAGAAACUGGAGGGCUUUGUUGGAAGGUUCCAAAGGAUAGGGGAAUGACAGCACAAGAGGUCAUCAAAGCAACGCUAUCCGCCCACCCGGUGCAAGUGGCACUCCACAUGAAGACGCCAUAUGUGCAAAUCAUGGAUUUCACUUCAGUGCAGACCAUUUUGGACAAUGUGGCAACCGCAAGGAAAAUCCAUCUGAUCGAUCUCUCGAUCCAGCACGGGCUCCGGUGGGUUAUUUUGUUGCAAGCUCUGGCCACAAGAUCAACUUGUCCAAUCGACCGUCUGAAGAUUAGUGCAGUAGGUUCAUCAGAAGAGGCCAUCACUGCAACUGGUAACAGGCUGGCAAGCUUUGCUGAAGCUUUAGGCUUGCCUUUAAGUUUUAAAGCAGUGAUAGUUUCAGAUAUUAAGGAUCUCAGUGAAGAUAUGUUUGAACUGGAGGAGGGUGAAGCGAUCGGUGUCUACUCUGCAUUUGUUCUGAGCUUUAUGAUUGUGAGGCCUGACAGGCUUGAGAAUGUCAUGAGAGUAAUGCGUAAACUUAAGCCAUGCAUAAUGACAGUUAUGGAUGUUGAAGCUGAGCUGAACUCCCCAUCUUUCAUCAACCGCUUCACUGAAGCUUUGUUUUUCUACAGUGCCUUCUUUGACUACCUGGCUAGUUUUAUGGAUAGGGAUGACAAAACUAGAAUGGCUACAGAGGGAUCCUUCCUUUCUCAGGGAAUCCGAAGCAUCAUUGCGGCCGAAGGCAGUGAGAGGGUGGUCAGGCAUGUAGGCAUCAGCGUGUGGAGGUCAUUCUUUGCUCGUUAUGGCCUCGUCGAGACGGAGAUGAAUCAGUGGUCCCGUUACCAAGCUAGCCUGCUAGGUAAGCAGUUUGCUAAUGGCCACUUCUUAAGGCUCGACAAGAAUGGGAAGGCCUUGACCAUGGGGUGGAAGGGAACCCCAUUGCUUUUUCUCUCUGCUUGGAAGUUUCAGUAG